AUGGGAAGAGUUUACGGACGUGGAAAAGGUAUUUCAUCAUCAGCUAAGCCAUAUAGAAGACGACCACCAACAUGGAUUAAGUUAAAGCCAUCAGAGGCAGAGGAUUUGAUUACAAAGCUUGCCCGUAAAGGUUUGACUCCAUCUCAGAUUGGUGUUACUCUGAGAGAUUCUCACGGUAUUCCAAUGGUUCAGUCCUUAACAGGUAGUAAGAUUUUGAGAAUUUUGAAAAAGAACGGUUUAGCCCCAGAUAUUCCAGAAGAUCUCUAUUUCUUGAUCAAGAGAGCUGUUUCUAUUCGUAAGCACCUUGAGAAAUUCAGAAAGGAUACCGCUGCUAAAUACAGAUUGAUUUUGGUUGAGUCCAGAAUUCACCGUUUAGCUAGAUACUUUAAGCGUUCAAAACAGCUUCCAGCUAGUUGGAAGUAUCAAGCUGCUACUGCCUCUACUUUGGUUGCAUAA
Molecule: messenger RNA, 456 nt
Organism: Cryptosporidium ubiquitum
Lineage: Eukaryota; Apicomplexa; Conoidasida; Eucoccidiorida; Cryptosporidiidae
Product: 40s ribosomal protein S13
Exons: 1
Coding region: 1-456 (151 amino acids)
Biological process (GO): translation
Cellular component (GO): ribosome; nucleolus; cytosolic small ribosomal subunit
Molecular function (GO): structural constituent of ribosome; small ribosomal subunit rRNA binding
Source: RefSeq, a predicted model, not a curated record